CACUGCGCAUGCUCCAACAGCGGCGCCCCCGACUCCGCACUCGGCUGGGUUCGGGCAUUUCCGCCUCUUUGUUUUAAACUCCGCACGGCUUUUUUCUCCUCCUCUUAGGGGGGACCCAGAGGGAGCGGCGCCCCCUCCCCCUCCCGGCGAGCCCCCGCGUGCGCCCGCUCGCCCGCCGCCGGAGACGCAGACUUCACAAUGUAGCCCUGGUUCCAGGCUGUCAUUCACAGAAAAUGGAAAAGGAACAAGGCACAGAAGGAAGGUGCAGAAGCCAGCCAGAACACAGAAUAAGGAGGGAUCAUCACAUCCACUUGGUGGCCUGAAGCCUCCAUGCCACCGGGUAAGGAAGGACUCACAGACAUCCAGAGGAGAAGCCAAAGAUGUUGACCAGGAAGAUUAAACUCUGGGACAUAAACGCCCACAUCACUUGCCGCCUGUGCAGCGGCUACCUCAUUGAUGCAACUACAGUGACUGAGUGUUUGCACACAUUCUGCAGGAGCUGCCUUGUGAAAUAUCUGGAGGAGAAUAAUACCUGCCCCACUUGCAGGAUCGUGAUCCAUCAGAGCCACCCACUACAGUAUAUUGGUCAUGACAGAACCAUGCAGGACAUUGUUUACAAGCUGGUACCAGGCCUCCAGGAAGCGGAAAUGAGGAAACAGAGGGAGUUCUAUCACAAACUGGGCAUGGAGGUACCAGGCGACAUCAAGGGGGAGGCAUGUUCAGCCAAACAGCACUUAGAUCCCCGCAAUGGUGAAACCAAAGCAGAGGACAGUUCCAAUAAAGAGACAGCAGAAGAGAAGCAAGAGGAGGACAACGACUACCACAGGAGUGAUGAGCAGGUAAGCAUCUGUCUGGAAUGCAAUAGCAGCAAACUACGGGGCCUGAAGCGGAAGUGGAUCAGAUGCUCAGCCCAAGCCACAGUGCUGCACCUGAAGAAAUUCAUCGCCAAGAAGCUCAAUCUCUCCUCCUUCAAUGAGCUGGACAUUUUAUGCAACGAGGAGAUCCUGGGCAAGGACCACACUCUCAAGUUUGUGGUUGUUACAAGGUGGAGAUUCAAGAAGGCGCCCCUCCUGCUACACUACAGACCCAAGAUGGACUUGCUGUAAGCCCAGCCAGACUCAGCCCACACCCAGUGUUCUACAUGGCAAAAUGUGCUGUGAAAUGUUGCCUCUGGGUGCCAUGUGGACCAGAUUUCUGAAUAGAGAAUAUUUAUAACUUUUGUAUAAGAAAAUCCACUCCCAACAAGACACUACCAGCACGCGUUUACAAAGGAUGAAAACACUUUGCAGUUCGCUCGUCUCUGCUUCAUGUCCCCAGGCCAGAGAAUAAGUGAAACAGUGACAUGUUUCCACACCACAUCUGAAUACAGAAUACAGCACCUCUGCUUGCUUUACAGGUCUUGAGAAUCUGAGUUCAUUUUAGUUUAAUUCAUGGAUUAGGUUUCAUGAUAAGCCUCAGAAAUACUUGUACUUUCAUUAAGCCCUUCCUAAGUUAUUGAAAGUCUUUUUGUGGUAUAUAUUUAUGUUGCCUUUAGCUUCCUGAAGACUUAGAGAUAUAUAAAAAUUUAAUUUAAAGUAUACCCAAAGAGGCUUGCAGUAAUACUAUUAUUUAACCAUGGUGUUUAAUUUCCCACUUCUAGAGUACCCAUUCCCAAGUUUGAUUGAGUCUUGUGCUGUGCAUCCUGGAAUAGUGGCCUGUGCUGGGUGGGCAAGGCAAGACACUUCAUCACUCCCCAGUGUCGUGUAGCUGCAGUUCCAGCACCUUCGGUAAGGCAAACCGAAGUGAUAUGGUCAGUGCAGUGCUGGCUUGUUGAAAAGUCCUUGAAAACUUUUCCUCGGAAAGACCAUCACUGAAGUUCCUGCCUUUCCCUUUUUGUUUUCCUUCUGCUGGCAAGAUGUGGUGGCUGUGUUUGUCACUUACUAAACAGCACAAGCCAUCCUGUAGGGAGACCUUGUAAAGACACUUGGGAGGUAGCCUCUAGCCUCCAUGUUCCUGGUGGUUGGUAUUUCCAGACUUGCCUUCCUGUUCAUGGGAUUAACAUGCAUUCUUUGGGUCUCUUUUUCAGGAAAGGUAACUGAGCAACCUGGUCAACAGAAGUUGCUUUUCCAGUCACAGACAGGAUACUAUUUGUUAACCUCCCACUUCAUAUGUAAUUUGUUAUGUUUUAUUUUGUUGGGUUAGAGAAUAAGAUGCCAGCAUGUCCAACUUUAUUCUGUCUUAAGGGGCAUGAAGGCAAAAGUAAGGAGAAGGGUCUUGGGGUUCCCAGAGUCUGGGUGCCCUCUUACUUUUACCACUUCUUGCCCUCCUAGGCCCCAUGGGACUUGCAGAACCCUGUAAUCCCAGCAGUACCUCUGCUUUUGGUGGGCAGAUAAGAAUCUUAGUGUGUGUCCCUUAGGGCCAGGCUUCCUCAGUCUUCGACUUAGCAACUUGGAGUCUUUCUUGCAUUUGCUUUGACAGUCAGGGUUGGGUUCAUCUACACCCACUUUUUCUUCUACUUCCUCUUUCUCUUACAUAGUGUCAGAAGCAGCGACUAGGGAGACCUAAUGUUACUUAGGAUAAAACAUCCAAAUUAACUCAAUCUUUAAUGUGUAACCU
Molecule: messenger RNA, 2595 nt
Organism: Phodopus roborovskii (desert hamster)
Lineage: Eukaryota; Metazoa; Chordata; Mammalia; Rodentia; Cricetidae
Gene: Pcgf3
Product: polycomb group ring finger 3
Exons: 11
Coding region: 381-1106 (241 amino acids)
Biological process (GO): regulation of transcription by RNA polymerase II
Cellular component (GO): PRC1 complex
Source: RefSeq, a predicted model, not a curated record